CUCCCGUGCCCUGCAAAAGUAAGGGGAAAAAAACUACAGUAGAUCUGGGCGGCGGAGACGCCGGAGCGGCGACAGCAAGCCGGUAGUAACGGUGAUGAGGCAGAGGCGCCGGUCGCAUUCACGGUACAAAAGGAGAGAGCGGCGGCAUCAAGGUGGUCACGGCAAUCUACCGGGCGGAGGCGGAGCUACCGAUGCUGAGCAGUGGAGUCGGAGGUCUCUGGCAUUGAGAACCCCGGCAGAGUUGACAGACAGCGGUGGCCUUAGUUGUGUGUGUUGAGUGAGGAAGCACGGAAGCUUCGACCUCCAUCGGUGGUUGAUUGGUUGAUUCCAGUAAAUCUACAAGCGGGAGUAAAAAAUUGCACAUCCAGUUGUUUGUUAUCUCCUGAAAUCCACCUUGGAGCUUCAUCCUCGCAAGGUGGUUCUUGUUUUCUUCAUUUGGCGUUUCUGCUGUCAAGCAGUGCUGCUGCUCAAAAGAAUCCAAACAAAUAGUUUGCGUUUCUGCAUAUCACACAAGUAUAUGCGUAGAAAGAAGGAUCUAACUGAAGGAUAUGCAUCCCUCACUUCGGUACAGUCUUCCCCUUUUCUUGUCAUUUUUGAAACCGCUCAAAUUAGUAUUCACUCUCAUUGUUCCCAGCCAUGGCAGAAUAUCCGAGUGCAUCCGGUGUGCUGAUUGCUGGAAUAUUCAUGGGACGUGUGCUGAUUCUUCCGGAAUAUGCAGGAUUCAACCUUGGUGUUGGCGAUCAAUGGUUGAUAAAACCACGCGUCCGGUGUCAGUAUGCAUUGAAGCUCAUACAGGCUUGGAAGGCAUGGCAGAGGCCAUUGUGGGCUCGCUGAUCCUUAAGCUUGGGGAUGCGCUAGUGAAUGAGGUCGUAGAGCUUGCAGGGUCCUUGUUCGGACUUGAGGGAUAUGCUCUGAAGGGCCUAUUCUCCGAGAUUCAGCAGGUCAAGAGUGAGCUGGAGAGUAUUCAGGCUUUCUUGCACGCUGCCGAGAGCUUCAGGGACACUGAUGAGACCACUGCUGCAUUUGUUAGGCAAAUCAGGAUUCUUUCCUUCAAUAUUGAAGAUGUGGUCGAUGAGUUCACCUACGAGUUGGCGGACGAUGGUAGAGGUAUGCUUCUCUUUAAGGCAAUCAGGAGAGUGAGGCAAAUCAAGAUAUGGUACCGGUUGGCAGGCCGUCUCCGAGAUAUCAAGGCCGAUCUCAGGAGUGCUGCUGAAAGAAGGGGAAGAUAUGAUCUGAAGGGCAUUCAGAGAGAUGCAAGGCUGCCAGGAAGAAAUGGCUCAAAUUGGAGUUGUUUAAGAUACACUUCCUUUGAAGCAGAGGAUGAUCCUGUGGGGAUUGAGGAGGAAAAGAAAUUCUUAAUGAAAUGGGUCCAAGAUAAGGAUCGGCGAAACUUGAUUGCGGCUGUGUGGGGGAUGGGUGGCAUAGGCAAGACAACACUUGCUCAUCAUGUUUAUAGUUCUGUCAAGGAUAAGUUUGACAUUUGUGCUUGGGUUACAGUAUCACAAAGCUCUGAAGCUGAUGAUCUGCUGAGGAAAAUAGUUGAGGAGUUCCGCAAGAAUGAUCGGAAAAAGAAGUUUCCAAAGGAUGUUGAUGUAACAGACUGUAGAAGCCUAGUGAAGGCGAUCUGCUGUUACCUCGAGCACAAAAGGUACAUCCUUGUUCUGGACGAUGUGUGGAAUGUGAAUGUGUGGUUUGAUUGCAGAGAUGCUUUUCUUCAUGGCAAGGGUCGGAUACUAUUUACAUCAAGGAUUUAUGAGGUAGCAUCACUGGCAUCAGAAUCAAACAUAAUAAAUUUGCAACCACUCGGAGAAGAUGAUGCAAUGGAUCUAUUCUGUAGAGAGGCAUUUCAAAAGGAAGAUAAGAGGAUUUGCCCACCAGAGUUAUCAGAUUCGGCGGGCAUGUUUGUAACGAAUUGCAAUGGCUUGCCAAUUGCUAUCAAAUGCAUUGGGAGAUUGUUAUCACUCCGAAGCACAUGUUUCUCUGAGUGGGAGAAAGUGUACAAUAUGAAAAAGCAGCUCACCGACAACCCCGUCAUGGAUAUGCAUGUAAUCCUGAAGGUUAGUUUGGAAGAUCUGCCACAUAGUGUUAGAAGUUGUUUUCUGUACUGUUGCAUGUUCCCAGAGAAAUAUGUGAUGCAGAGAAAAUCUCUAGUAAGACUUUGGGUUGCAGAAGGGUUUGUUGAAGAGAGUGAACAUAAGACACUCGAGGAGGUGGCUGAGGAUUAUCUGACCGAACUGAUCCACCGGUGUCUAUUGUUGGUAGUCAAGAGGAAUGACUCUGGAUGUGUAUAUGAAGUUCAAAUGCAUGACAUCUUUCGUGUUUUAGCUCGUUCCAAGGCACGUGAAGAGAACUUUUGCGGUGUCUAUAACCCCUUGAAAAUUCAUGCCAUCAGAGAAGCACGGCGUGUAUCAACUGAAACAGGGGAUAUUGCUCUGCUGGCACAGAAUGCUCCGCAUCUCCGUUCAUUGCUUGUCUUUGACAGUUCAUUUAGCUUCAUUUCUCUCCGUUCACUAGCAAUGAGCAACAGGUUGUUAUCUGUUCUGAACCUGCAAGAUAGUUCAAUUAAGAGGCUACCAGCAGAGGUGUUUGGCUUGCAUAAUCUGCGGUUUCUCGGCCUUUGGCGAACAAAAGUCUCGAGUCUUCCAGGAUCCAUCGGAAGACUAAAGAAUUUGCUGGUGUUGGAUGCCUGGAAGUGUGAAAUAACAAAGCUACCAUUGCAAGUUAUGAAGCUCAGUAAGUUGACACAUCUUAUUGUGACUUCCAAGCAUGUUGGACCAUCAUUGCAGUUUGUUCCUUCUGUUGGUGUACCAGCUCCUGCUGGUAUAUGCUCUUUGACUAGCUUGCAGACACUUCUACAGAUGGAAGCUAGUGCUGAAAUGGUCCGUUCCAUGGGUGCUCUCGUGGAGUUAAGAACAUUCCGUAUCAGCAAGUUGCAAGGCUCCCAUUGUGAAGAUCUGUUCAAUGGUAUUGGCAGAAUGAUUCAUCUUACCCGUCUCGGAAUCCAGGCAGAUAAUCAGGAAAUUUUGCUGCUCAGAACAUUUCAGCCACCUCCCUUACUUCAGAAGCUUUUCUUGCUAGGGGCACUAUCUAAGGAAUCCCUGCCUAAUUUUCUCACAGAGGUUCGUAAACUGAAGAACCUCAAAUUUCUGAGGCUUGUUGGCUCACGGCUUAACAAAGAUGCAUUUUUGUAUCUUAAGGGAUUGGAGCAUCUAGUUAAGCUUCAACUUUAUGAUGCGUAUGCUGGUGAUAAGUUGUUCUUUCCCGCAGCAUCAUUUCCGAAGCUCAGGGUACUGAAAAUACGGGGUGGACCAUAUCUCGAUGAAAUAGAGAUAGAAAGAGGCGCCAUGGCGAGCUUAGUUGAUCUUAAGCUCCUGCUCUGCCCACAGCUGAAGAUGCUGCCAGAUGGUAUUGAACAUGUGAGGACUCUUGAAGAACUGACUUUGGACGUGGCAGAAGAACUAGUGGAUAGGGUUUGGCAGAAGAAAGAGAGGAAGAUUUUGCAUAUCCAGCGAGUUUAUGUUGGGCCUCAGAGCUUACCGGUAUUAUAAUUUCCUAUUCCAAUGUAGACAUGAGCUGAAGAUUUUUUCCCCUUUCUGUAGCCUAAUCCUGUGUAACUCCAACUUCAUGUGCCCAUCUAUUUCUUCUUGUACUAUCUUCUCGAUCACCCAGAUCAUCGUUUUUCUUGUUCUAUCCAGUGUGAGCUUGCUCUUAUAUAAUGCACAGCUAAAUUUGUUUCAAGCAUCAAUUUCUGGAUUAUUUUUCUGCUCGUGGAUGUUUUUUCAGCGAACAGUCAUUCCUAUGUUUCUUGUUUUUUGGUGUCGUUGUUAGAUGAACAACAAGAAGGAGAACAAGAACAAGAACAGAGGUAACCUUCUGACAUAGCGCUUACCGGCAGUGUGACAGUAUUUUAGCGAUGAACUUUUUUAGAUGUA
This is a messenger RNA of Triticum aestivum (bread wheat), 3932 nucleotides long. RefSeq names its product disease resistance protein RPM1-like. NCBI's taxonomy places the organism in Eukaryota, Viridiplantae, Streptophyta, Magnoliopsida, Poales, Poaceae. The transcript has a single exon. The coding region runs from base 549 to 3548 and encodes 999 amino acids. Gene Ontology annotation, molecular function: ADP binding. Gene Ontology annotation, biological process: defense response to other organism. The record is from RefSeq and is a predicted model, not a curated record.